AGCCGUGUUUCCUCGGCUCGAGGUCCUGGCCCCCGCCUUCCUGCUGUGCAGGCAUGAUGCCGCCAUGGUCAGCCUCCGCUCGGCGUGCCAGCUGUUCCUGCUGAUACUCGUGGCCGUGGCCUGCAUCCUCAAUGCGCUGGUCUCCCUCGGCGCGUCGGCGCCGCCUGUCCCUGCGGCGGACAGCGGCACCUCUUCGGAUGCGCCCUUCUCGGUGGCCGGCCCUGCCGCGGGGGACGUGCUCUACCGGGGCUGCGGCGCCGCUGCGCGCCGCCCGGCCGGGGCGCCGAAUCUGACGAUCAUCGGCGUGCAGAAGGGCGGGACCACGUUUCUGGGCCAGCUCUUGGGCACGCAGCCCAGGCUGAGGGACGUGUUCUGCACGAGCAAGACGGUCGCAGGGGCCGCACUUCUUCAACGAGGUCUGCUACGCCGUGCGCCCGCCGUCGCAGGGCGACGUCCGGGGGACACGGUGGCGGAUUUGGAAACGCAGUGGAGCAGCAGGUGCUUCCUCAAGAAGCUUACCUUUGAGAAGUCGCCCGCCGCCUAUCUGCAGCCGUGGAUCCCUCUCAGACUGUGUGCGUCGCUUCCGAGCCAGAAGAUCGUGUUACUUCUCCGCAAUCCCACGUCGCGUGCAUACUCCGGGUUCUACCAGGCACAGAAGGUGAUGAGGAAGGGUGCGAUGACUCUGGAUCGCAAAAGCGUCACGUUUGAUGAGAUGCUGUUUCACGAAUUGGUGCUUCUCGAGCUCGCCAUCGCGACGACAUGCAGGGGUCUUUUUACCGGCACGGGAGAGUUCCGCAGUGAUUGGAAUUUGGCGCUGCAGUUUCACGACUGUUGCGCAGAGGUUUCUGAGAAACAGGGGCACCCACAAUGGCCAGGUUGCUUUAUUGUAAUGGCCUGCGGCCAGUGCCGCCGAUCCCCGGGGCGCUCCUGAUGCGUGUGGG
Molecule: messenger RNA, 941 nt
Organism: Prorocentrum cordatum
Lineage: Eukaryota; Dinophyceae; Prorocentrales; Prorocentraceae
Source: the annotation of a GenBank genome assembly